Molecule: messenger RNA, 2634 nt
Organism: Patella vulgata (common limpet)
Lineage: Eukaryota; Metazoa; Mollusca; Gastropoda; Patellidae
Product: ras-related protein Rab-1A
Exons: 7
Coding region: 149-757 (202 amino acids)
Molecular function (GO): GTP binding; GTPase activity
Source: RefSeq, a predicted model, not a curated record
AGGCAAUUGUAAAUCGGAAGAAGGAAGCCAUCUUUAUUCGCAGGCGUAUAUGUCUGCUUACGUCGAUACUGUUUCAAGAACUAACAUCAAUUAUUGAAGCCAAAUAUAUUUAUUUUUCUUAAUCCUGUGUUCUUAAUAAUUAAUUAAAAUGAAUCCAGAAUAUGAUUAUCUCUUUAAACUCCUUCUCAUUGGUGAUUCUGGUGUAGGAAAAUCUUGCCUUUUAUUAAGGUUUGCUGAUGACACAUAUACAGAAAGUUAUAUUAGUACAAUUGGUGUUGACUUUAAAAUCCGUACCAUAGAAUUGGAUGGUAAAACAAUCAAAUUACAAAUUUGGGAUACAGCUGGUCAAGAGAGAUUUCGUACAAUCACAUCUAGUUAUUAUAGAGGAGCUCAUGGUAUUAUUGUUGUAUAUGAUGUUACAGACCAGGAGUCUUUCAAUAAUGUAAAACAGUGGCUUCAAGAGAUAGAUAGGUAUGCUAGUGAAAAUGUAAACAAACUUCUUGUGGGUAAUAAAUGUGAUUUGACAGCUAAAAAAGUUGUAGAUUAUACAACAGCAAAGGAGUAUGCAGACCAGUUAGGAAUUCCUUUCCUAGAAACCAGUGCUAAGAAUGCUACAAAUGUAGAACAAGCAUUUAUGACGAUGGCUGCCGAGAUCAAGAACAGAAUGGGCCCUGUGACUGCCGCUUCAGAACAUAAACCAACAGUAAAAAUUAAUUCAAGCACUCCAGUUAAACAAAGUGGAGGAGGAUGUUGUUAAAAUUUAUUUAACAUAGUGAGAACAUCAAUACUAACAGUUUACACAGCCAACACUAAAAAAGAACUCAUCCCGUUUAUUUUGAAAAGUGGUUGCUGACUUCACAUGGUUAUUGAUGUCGUUUAGCACAUAUUUUACAAAGACAUGGGGGGAAAAUAUUUUAAUAGCAGUCGAAAAAUAAAGCCAAAUUUAUUUCUCAGAUGGUGACAAAAAUAAUUUUGCUUUGUUUUUCCUUCUGAUCGAUUGUGUGUACAAAAAAGACCUAGCUCUGUAUUACUGUGGGAAGUUUGUAUAUGAUAUUAAAUUAAAAGAUGUUCUUUUUGAGGAUUUUUUUUUUAAACGGAAACAAGAAUUUUAGUUCACAUCCUCUAUUCAUCAAUUUAAAAACUAAAGAUAUGUCAUUGUUUGAUUUAAUAUUAUAAACAUAUAAUAGGUGACCAUAUUUAUAUUAUGACUUCUUUUUAUAAGCAUUGACUUUUAUUUCCUGACAUUCUCCUACACGACCCCCACAAUCCACUGUACCCCAGUUCUCUUAAACCCCUUUUGGUUGAAAUGCUCAAAAAGUAUAACUUAUUAUAUCAUGAAUAUUUUAACAUAUUUUCUCAAAAGGGUGUGGUUUAAAAGAAUUAGGGUUUAAGUUCUCCAAAUUGAGAAAAUGGAAAUCGAGAAAUUUGGUUGAAAAGAAACUUGUAGCACAAUAGACAAUUGAAAUUGAAAUAUUUUAAAGUAUAAUAUAAAUCCAUGCAUCUCUUAGAAUUACUUGAAGUAAUUCUUUUUUUUGCCUCUUCUUUUUUUAUAUCAUAUUUGUAUGUUGAAAGGUGUUGAGAAAAUGAUGACCACUACAUGAAGUUGUUAAGGUUGGACUAUGACAAAGAUAUCCAUUGGUAUAUAUUAUUUACGUGCGUCUUUAAAUAGUUUUGUUCUGAUUGUUUUAGAGAUAUAUUAUUUAAUUCAAUUAACAUAUGUAUCAGUUCAAUAUGUAUUUAAUUUAAUACUUGUCAUGCUAGAACUUUUAACUAUACAAAAAAAAAACACAAGGCGCGAAAGAUUUCACAGAGAUGAUAUAUUUUACUAGUAAAAAAAAAAGCAUUCCGACAAUUAUUCAUGAAUGUAUCUGGAAUUUCAGUUGUUUUGUUUUGAUUAGAAAUCUUGUGUUUAAUUAAGAAUAACAAUGAAAUAUUAUUAACUGGUAACAGUUUUAUUAUUUGUAUUGUGUUGCAGAGAAAUAAAGAUCACAAUGGAAGUCUUAUUGUUCAAUAUCAUUUCAAUGUUUGUCUGUAUUUGUGUAUAAUUGUUCUUGUUUUAUUAAUAUCAGCAAAUACAAGGGAAAUAACUCUCCACGCAUUUGCUGCCUUUUCAUAUUGAACUCUUUACUCUCUAUAUUGAACAUAAUGUACAUGUAAUACAAGCUAUAAAUAUAUAAUAUAUUCACAUAAAGAGGAAGAUUUUAUUCUAUGUUGAUAGUGUGUAGUAACAUGUGAGUUUUUUCAUUGAUGUAUGUGAUAUAAUAGGCUAUUAAAGUUUCUUUUUUCAUUAUAAUUUCCUAUUUAUGAUUAAGUUAAGCUGCUGAUGGGCCACAAUGUAUAUUAUUGUAUUCUUAAGCUAUUCAAUUUUAAUAUAAUGACUAAUACUAGUAAAUUUAUGAUCAGUUAACUAUGAUUUGUUAGGUUUCUAUUCUCCUUUCUUUAUUGUAUGGUAGAUCUAUGGACUUUCUUCAUUGGCUUGAACCAUUUCUCUAGUAUCAUUAUUAAUUAUUUAAAAUGGUCCCAUUAGCACAGCAUAUUCCCUUGUAUUUAUUCCAAACAUGGCUUCUAUUAUGGGUUUGUAUAAUGAGAUCAGUGAUGUUACAUCUACCAGAAUAAAUAAUUGUACAUAUAUCA